Molecule: messenger RNA, 4006 nt
Organism: Sinocyclocheilus grahami
Lineage: Eukaryota; Metazoa; Chordata; Actinopteri; Cypriniformes; Cyprinidae
Product: E3 ubiquitin-protein ligase Itchy-like
Exons: 24
Coding region: 549-3209 (886 amino acids)
Biological process (GO): proteasome-mediated ubiquitin-dependent protein catabolic process; protein K48-linked ubiquitination; protein K63-linked ubiquitination
Cellular component (GO): cytoplasm
Molecular function (GO): protein binding; ubiquitin protein ligase activity
Source: RefSeq, a predicted model, not a curated record
GCAGAACGUGUCGAUGUUGAAGAUGACACAGAGGAUAUAUCAGGCAGAGGCUUGAGACUCGUCUUUGGUUUUCCUGUUUGGAUUCUCUCGCUGGCUGAGUGACAUUUAGAUUAUGAAGGAACACGUCUGUCAUAAUCUCUAACUUGGAAGCUUAUCAGUGCCAUUUAAAAAGCUUUAGCUGUUGUUUUUUGUCUUUAUCUGCGCCGGUCUUUCCUCAGGGCUGUUAUUGUGGCCCGACACAUGAUCAGCGAUGAAUAAUUAACCCAGAGAUCAGCUCGAGUGAAAGUUUAUUCAGAUCUCACUCUGAUCUCUCUCUCUGAGCGUCUCAGUUUGAUUGUGACGUAACUGGAGGAGAAGUUACCGAGCCCAGCGCCUGUAAUCUGGGAUCUCCUUACAGCAGCAAACAGAGAAAGCUGACAACACUUUCAUAGCUAUAGAAGCACAGUCUCAUUUUUCCCUUCUCAAAAGAUAUUGAAAUCGAUGUGGAUAGUUUCAUCAUUUACUGCGGUUUACAGCUCUGGAAUAUGGUCUCAGUGUAGCCGUGUGUCAUGGCCUGCGGUGUUGCUAAAGCAGGCCCUGCUAAUGGCUUCCCUACGAAAGCGCAGCUGCAGAUCACAGUGAUCUCGGCCAAACUCAAGGACAACAAGAAGAACUGGUUCGGCCCGAGUCCGUACGUGGAGGUGUGUGUGGACGGCCAGUCCAAAAAGACGGAGAAAUGCAACAACACACACUCGCCCAAAUGGAAGCAGCCGCUCACUGUGAUCGUGACUCCGUUCAGCAAGCUGAUCUUCCGUGUUUGGAGUCACCAGACGCUGAAGUCGGACGUUCUGCUGGGUGUGGCCACCCUCGACGUCAGCGAGACGCUCAAAUCACAUGACAUGAAGAUCUGUGAGGUGGUGCAGACGCUGCAGCUGUGCGCAGACAGAGACCAGUCUGAUAACAUCGGCGAUCUGUCCGUGUGUUUGGACGGGCUGCAGGUGGAUCCUGAAAUGUUCCAGUCGGCCGAGGCCAACAACCAGAAUACUUUAAAUGGGGAAUCUGAGCUAAAUGACGACUCAAGCAGAAGCAGAGACCCGUCUCCAUCGGUCACAGAUGGCCAGGAGCAGCCGUCGGCUCCUAACGGCCGUGUGAACGGCAUGGAUUCUCCUUCAGCGUCAUCCAGAGGGUCGCGACCCCAGAGACCUCCGCGACCCUCGCGACCUCCGCCGCCGACCCCACGCAGACCCACGUCCUCCCCAGAUCUCCGCCUGAUGUCCUGUCUCUUUCUCUGGAGAAGCAGAGACCCGUCUCCAUCGGUCACAGAUGGCCAGGAGCAGCCGUCGGCUCCUAACGGCCGUGUGAACGGCAUGGAUUCUCCUUCAGCGUCAUCCAGAGGGUCGCGACCCCAGAGACCUCCGCGACCCUCGCGACCUCCGCCGCCGACCCCACGCAGACCCACGUCCUCCCCAGCUUCCUCCACCGGCUCAUUUCCUGAUGGCAGCGAUUCGUCCCGUUCAGACACUCCGGUUCGGAAUCCCACUGGAGGCGGAGCCCCAGAGUCUAGUCCCGCCCCCACAGUGGAGCAGCCUGGUAGGACGUCCCUCAGCGUAGUCCCCGCCCCCAGCAGGAUUCCCAGCAUGGUCAACCCUUGUCCGCUGCCGUCUGGUUGGGAGCAGCGGGUUGAUCAGAACGGCCGUGUGUAUUAUGUUGACCAUGUGGAAAAGAGAACGGCGUGGGAGAGACCGGAGCCUCUGCCGACAGGCUGGGAGCGGCGUGUGGACCCGAUGGGCCGGGUGUAUUUUGUGGACCACAUUAGCAGAACCACCACGUGGCAGCGGCCCACGAUGGAGACGGUGCGAAACUAUGAGCAGUGGCAGCACCAGCGCAGUCAGCUGCAGGGAGCCAUGCAGCAGUUCAACCAAAGAUUCAUCGUUGGGGAUCAGGCUUCAGCCACCCAGAAUAAGGAGUUUGACCCACUGGGACCUCUGCCACACGGAUGGGAGAAGAGAACGGACAGUAAUGGCAGAGUUUACUUUGUUCAUCACUCGACCAGAACGACGCAGUGGGAGGAUCCACGCACACAAGGUUUGCUGAAUGAGAAACCACUGCCGGAAGGUUGGGAGAUGAGGUUUACGGUCGAUGGCAUCCCUUACUUCGUAGAUCACACCCAUAGAACCACCACUUACAUCGACCCACGGACUGGAAAAUCCUCUCUUGAGAAUGGCCCUCAAAUCACAUACGUACGAGACUUCAAAGCCAAAGUUCAAUACUUCAGAUUCUGGUGUCAGCAAUUAGCAAUGCCACAGCACAUAAAGAUCACCGUCAGCCGCAAAACGCUGUUUGAAGACUCGUUCCAGCAGAUCAUGAGCUUCAGCUCUCAGGAUCUCCGGCGCAGGCUGUGGAUCAUCUUCCCCGGGGAGGAGGGGCUUGACUAUGGAGGCGUGGCCAGGGAAUGGUUCUUCCUGUUAUCUCACGAGGUGUUGAACCCCAUGUACUGCCUGUUUGAAUACGCUGGCAAAGACAACUACUGCCUCCAGAUAAACCCCGCCUCCUACAUCAACCCCGACCACCUCAAAUACUUCCGGUUCAUUGGACGCUUCAUCGCCAUGGCCUUGUUUCAUGGGAAAUUCAUCGAUACGGGCUUCUCGCUCCCGUUCUACAAGCGCAUCCUGAACAAGCCCUUGGCUCUGAAAGACCUGGAGUCCAUCGACCCGGAGUUUUACAACUCGCUCAUCUGGAUCAAGUCAUGGCGUCUGUCUCGUGGUGUCGAGGAACAGACUCAAGCCUUCUUUGAAGGAUUUAAUGAGGUUCUUCCGCAGCAGUACCUGCAGUAUUUCGAUGCCAAAGAGCUGGAGGUGAUGUUGUGUGGAAUGCAAGAAAUAGAUCUGAAUGACUGGCAGAGAAACAGCAUUUACAGACAUUACACCGCCACCAGUAAACAGAUCCUGUGGUUCUGGCAGUUUAUUAAAGAGAUGGACAAUGAGAAGCGCAUGAGACUGUUGCAGUUCGUCUCUGGUACCUGCCGUCUGCCUGUCGGAGGCUUUGCAGACCUGAUGGGGAGUAACGGACCGCAGAAGUUCUGCAUCGAGAAGGUUGGGAAGGAGAACUGGCUUCCCCGCAGCCACACAUGUUUUAAUCGUCUGGAUCUGCCACCGUACCGUAGUUACGAGCAGCUGAAGGAGAAGCUGAUGUUUGCUAUUGAGGAGACAGAAGGUUUCGGACAGGAGUAAGAUGCUCUCUCUCUCUCUCUCUCUCUCUCUCUCUCACACACACACACACACACACACACACACAAAGAGGACAUCCAGAUCUCAUGCACACUAGUUUUCCUGAGAGGACAGACCGAUGAUCUGACACACAGGUGCAUUAUGGGAAAAUUUGGGUUUUUGCGCUCACCUGUCACUUGGUAUUAAUUAAAAGGAGGCUUUAAAGGAGGUUUUAUGCAAGCGUGUCAGAAACGUGACGCUGACGUUUCUACAUGUGAUCAAUCCAGUGAGUGCCAUUCUGAACGACUCCAGAAGAAAGAGCAGAUGCUCUGAAGAGUCCCAGAACGAUUGGAAUGAUUCACCAGAGCUCUGUGAAUGUGUGUUUUUAUGUUCACAAACCCUUCGACGGGUCUCCUUGUGCCUUUUUUCCUCACUGUCAUCCAAACAAACUGAGUUAUUGAAGUGUAGCACUCGACAGCAGCAGGAUCUUCAGGCGAGAACCUGAUGGCUUGUUGCACAACUGAUCAAAUUAUUCAUUCAAACUGUCAAGAAAUGGCCAGUUUCAUCCCAAAAUCAUUUAGAAAUUGUAUUUUGCAAAAAUAAAAGGACAAUUAAGGUAUUUGGCAUUGUGACUUUAAAACAUAUUCAUGACAAUUAAACACAUUUUCACAAAUUCUCAUUGUUAUAAUGUGGAAAAAAAUGUCUUUUCCACAUGUUCUUGUAACUGUAAAGUGAAAAAAAGAAACGGUAUAUAUAUAUAUAUAUACUUUCAAUUGUAAGUAAACAUUGUGUUGUAAUUUAACUUGUGCUGAUCUAAACAA